AUGUGUAAAUACAAAAAGGAAAAGUCACUGAAGAUUACAGAAGAAGACAGACUGCCUGGGGUUGUGUAUAUUUGUCACGUGCCCCAUGGCUUCUAUGAAAGACAGCUCUCUAGCUACUUCUCCCAGUUCGGCAAGGUGCUCAGUGUCAAACUUUCUCGCUCCAAGAAGAACGGUAAAACAAAAGGAUAUGCCUUCGUCAAAUUUAAAGAUUCAGCUGUCGCCAAGACUGUAGCAGAUGCCUGCCAUAACUACUUGUUUUUUAACAAACUUUUGAACUGUGAAUACAAGCCCAUGCCUGAAGUCCAUGAAAACACAUUUUUCAAAUUUAAAUGGAGACCAACAACCAAACGUCAACAUAACAGCGCCAAGACAACAGAAAAGUUAGAUGAGUCAGUUGAGUCACCCAGGAGGUCAGCGAGGAAUCAGACAAAAAAGUUGGAGAAAUUAAAAGAGUUCAGGAUAGACCUAAAGCUGGAGGACAUCAUGGCUGUCCCGAAAAUUCAACCAAAACAACUGAAGAAAAAGUCAAAGGAAGCACCCACACCAAAAGAGUAA
Molecule: messenger RNA, 555 nt
Organism: Physella acuta
Lineage: Eukaryota; Metazoa; Mollusca; Gastropoda; Physidae
Molecular function (GO): RNA binding
Source: RefSeq, a predicted model, not a curated record